Verticillium alfalfae VaMs.102 is the source of this 306-nucleotide messenger RNA. RefSeq lists its product with no specific name. The record is from RefSeq and is a predicted model, not a curated record. NCBI's taxonomy places the organism in Eukaryota, Fungi, Ascomycota, Sordariomycetes, Glomerellales, Plectosphaerellaceae. The coding region runs from base 1 to 306 and encodes 101 amino acids. The transcript has a single exon.
AUGGCUCAUACUGCCGAAGGUGUCUCAAUACCAUCGAGCAGCGCAACCGCGACUAAGUCCUGCGAUCUGCCUACCUGCUGGAACUGGAGAUGCCGUGACAUCCUUCUCUGCGAUGCUCGCGAGUAUGGUGCCCCCUACGGCGAAUCGUAUGCAGUUCCGGGGACUUUAAGAAUUUGGAUUCACGAGAUCACGCCCCUGGCCGGCCGGCUUCGUGCGUCGGCUCGGCUCGUCACGUCAAUCUGGCUAUCUCCGAACCCCGUGUCUGGCAAACCCGAUUGCUUCGCUUCUGUAAAUUUCUUUCAUUAA